AUGGAUGCAAAAGUACCGAUUCUGAGUGCCAAUGAACCCGUCGUUGGGUCGGAGGACUUAGCUUGCCGAACUCAGAACGAGGAGAAUGAUAACCUACAAGAGGGUCAGAUAUUGUGUGAUUGCAGUGGAUAUGUCUGCAAAUCGAUAGACCAGGGCUCCUGGAAACUGGCUGAUCGGAGUAGAAAAGCCUUUAAUCGGGAUCGACCGAAACGUAUGAUAUCAGCGCCUUCCCCAUAUGCAGAUGACUUGAAUAUAGUUGAGCGUCGAGACGGGCCCACACUUCGUGAUUUUGAUGAAUAUAAAUUAACCGAGUUGACCAUUAUAGUUUUCUAUCCUAUUCCCAUUGAAAAAUGCUUCUAUUUCAACAAUUCGGCGGCAACCAUCGAAGUACCCGAGUCCCUCGAAAAAAUCCUAUCGUUUGAGAACUUCGGGAAACCAAUUCGUCAGAAAUAUGGUAUAUUCAGAGUUGUAAGAUGUUGUUGGUCCUUCAGAGCUCAAGAUAGUCCGCUAGCAUCGAUCUAUCGUAGGUACGAAUUUCUUGUCGCAGAUGUCUGGAAGGAAAUUUCCUAUGAGGCGGAUUAUCUUUGGUAUAGCCUCUUUCCCGUGGAAAGAAUCCCCGAGCCAUCGGAUAUUCUGGAUGUAAAGACGUAUGCGUGCAUUGCUUCUCUUGUGCAGACGCUGGUUAAGGCGUAUAAUUAUAAGAUAAAUCUGGGGAUUCCGAGGUAUAAACCUAAGGGUAUGACGACGAGGCAGUGUUCGGAGCUGCCGAGGGUUUUGGAAAAGGCGCCGGCGUGGGCUGUUUCUUACCCACCGCUUUCAGAUACGGAUGCGGAGGGUCUACGUACUAUCAUUUCGAAAAGGAGAGAGAACGGUGGGGAAGUUGAGGAGGAGGAGAAGGAGGAGGAUAGCGAUUGUGAGCAGGAAGAUGUUUCCGAACUACAGUUUAUCUAUCACAUCUACGAAUACUGGUAG
Molecule: messenger RNA, 972 nt
Organism: Orbilia oligospora ATCC 24927
Lineage: Eukaryota; Fungi; Ascomycota; Orbiliomycetes; Orbiliales; Orbiliaceae
Exons: 3
Coding region: 1-972 (323 amino acids)
Source: RefSeq, a predicted model, not a curated record